AUGGAUCCAGCUUUUUACAAAUUUCUAGAAUUGUCAGGAAUAACCAUCACCGAGGACACAAAUUUAACACCGCUACUUGCCGACUAUUGGAAUUUCACAGCCUACGCCGCCGAAUUUCCUAAUAACAUUUAUGAGUUAAAUUUCAUAAAAUGGCAGCUAAACGGAAAAACCAAAACGACAAAUCAAGCUUCGCCACAGCAAAUAAACACAACACCCCAGUAUCAAACUCCACCACGGCAGCAAGUGAAUACAACGCCGUCUCAAUCUCAAACUCCUCCGCAACAAAUAAAUCCCUACCCAUAUCAAGCAUCACCACAACAGAUUUCAAUACCUUCGCCUACAUCAGUAUUCAGCCCGAGUAAAGUUUUAACCGCAGACUUCCCACAGCUACCCGUUAAAUUAGCAAAGUUGAAAAAACAUGUUAACAUCGUUGAAGGUCAGUUUUUAAUGCAUUCACGCUGGAGAUGCCGCAAACCCCUAAACAGAACGAAACCAUUAUCAUUGACGAAAAAUCGACAAAAACCGAACCCGAAAUAA
This is a messenger RNA of Paramuricea clavata, 537 nucleotides long. The record is from the annotation of a GenBank genome assembly. NCBI's taxonomy places the organism in Eukaryota, Metazoa, Cnidaria, Anthozoa, Malacalcyonacea, Plexauridae.